CAGGGCUCCCUCGAGCAAUGCGUCAUCAUCCAUCUCCCUCAUCAUGGCCCACCAAGAAAAAAUAGGCCAGCUUACCCAGCAGGCCUCGACAGACAUCGCCUCGGGCAAUCUGUCCCACGCUGCCGAGCUUCUCCGAGAAGCUUCGGCCAUCCAGCCUGAUAGCCCCCACAUCAAAGAAUUGUGGCAGACGCUGCAGCUGGCAGAGAGCAGAGGGCCUAUUGUGAGGCUCUGCAAGAGCUAUGUCGACUCCAGAUCCGAACCCGACGGCAACGAAGCUGUCCGUUACAUCCAAAAUACCCAGAUCGGUCGGGAUGUCGCCGCUGAAGUCGUGCAAAUCCUCAUGGACUUCACUGGCGAGGAUGCGAUAGCAGACAAAAUUACCGGUGCGCUUUUCAAGGCCCAACCGACCGCCCGAUCAUGCCUAGCCUCGCAUCUCAAGGAUCAGCCGCAUUCUACCUUUGAACGGCUCUUUGAACGAGGUGAUGAAAGUAUCGAUGGUCUUUUUGCUGUUCUCCUUGAUCCCUCUGCUUGGGUGUUAGGGGAAGAAAAGCGAAUCGCUGCUCUGCGAGACAUCUUCAUGCUCUCUCUUGCUCAGAUGAUGGAAGCCGGCCUGGAGCACCCCGAACGAGUCAUGAAAGCAAUCGCGAGGGCCUUGGUGGCAGAAGCAUCCCAUCUCAACGGCAUCAUAGAUGCCGACGGUUUCGAUGUUAUCCUUGCUUCCCUCGACAUCAGGCAGCCUGUGUCGCUCAGAAGCCAGGCUACGCUGGCAACAGCAAAGCUUCUAGAGUUGUCUCCCGACAACUCAACCAAGCUAAUCACUCGAUUUGUCACCCAGAGUGUCGCCCAGCCAACAACUGAUGGCCUUAUCACCGCAUUUUCCGCGGCAGCUGCUAUUUUCCCAAUAGCUACUGCAUCUGCUGCACACCUUUUCUUGACCGAAGGGUUCCUCGAGAACUUCGGCCAUCUCGUUGCGUCCCGUGGAAGUCAGCGGUUGGAACAGGCAGCGCUCGAGUUAGUGAGCGCAGCGUGUAUCGACAAAAAUUGCCGUGAUGCCAUCAAUAAGAAUUGCAGAGACUGGCUCCUGGGCAUUUCCAGGUCCAGUGCGGACAAGAACAAGGCGAACAAAGCUGCGCUUAUUCUCGUAAAAUUGCACCAGGUCAAUUUGGAGGAGGAAAGCGCCAUGACAUCAGAAUCCGAUGACAACGAACAAGAUGAUUUGGUCCAUCGAUUCAAGAGAGUGAUCCUGGAUUCGGCAGUCAUUGCCAAGCAGGAAUCGAUGGAAGGCUUAGCUUACUCCUCACUCCAACCAAAGGUCAAAGAGGAGUUGGCGAAUGACAAACAAUUCCUGAGGGAGCUUAUCAACGUUCUUAGUAACCCCUCGGUCCCAAAACCACUCAUGUUCGGCGGCCUUACUAUCAUCAGCAACCUGACCACCUAUCGUCCUACCCGAACGGAGGAGCAAAAGAAGAUGCAGCAGCUCAAGGCUUAUGCUAACACAAAGAAGCCCGUCCCAGAAGAUCCACUGGAUGAUGACAAGUACGUGACGGCUCGUUGCGGAAAGUUGAUAGACGCCGGUGUAGUGCCUUUGCUGGUCGUGGAAUGCAAGAGGGCAUCACCAAGCGUCCUUGCUCAGAUCCUUCAGACCUUCCUUUCCCUAUCCAGGGAGCAAAAACACCGGGGAACGAUGGCACAACAGGGUGCAAUCAAGACCUUGCUGCAAGCUUCGGAAAUCGCUACAAGCCACCACCAGCACACGCAAACAUCUUAUGGUCAGGCAUCCGCACGUACAGCAGCUCAUGCCCUAGCCCGAAUCCUCAUAUCCGUUAAUCCAAACCACAUCUUCUCUGCUUCAAGUGCUCUGCCAAUCACCUCGGCGAUAAGAUCCCUGAUUACUCUCCUCGAGGACGACCCAACACAAGAGCAGCGUGAUCUGCUCCCUAUCUUCGAAUCUCUGCUCGCUCUUACUAACCUUGCUUCGACCGGAGAAGAUGCCGCCAACACUAUUAUCCGACUUACGUGGUCAAGACUGGAGGAUCUCAUGCUGGCAAACAACACCAUGGUCCAACGUGCUGCAGUGGAACUGGUGUGCAAUCUCAUGGCCUCGCCUCAAGGAGUCUUCAAAUUUGCGGAUGGCUCGCCUCAAGCGAGCAACCGUCUACAUGUUCUGCUUGCGUUGUCAGACGUCGACGACUUUGCAACGCGCUGUGCAGCUGGUGGUGCAUUGGCAAUGCUCACAGAAUGGGAUGCUGCAGUUGAGGCUGUCUUGAAGCGUGAUAGGGGCGUGGAAAUCCUUUUCGGGCUCUGUGAGGAUGAUAGCCAGGACUUGCAGCACCGCGGCGUUGUCUGUAUCAAGAACAUUGUCUCUGCUCCAGGCGAAGCUGGUGCCAAUGGGAGAGAGAAGGUCAAGGCACUGAACGGUGUGGAGAAGUUGAAGGAUGUCUUGAAGAAGAGCCGGAAUCCUGAGGUGCUGAGUGAAGGUGUGGCAGCCCUGAAGGCAUUGGUUUGAUCACGAGUCUCAAGUGCAGAUUGCACGAAAUAGUUUAGCGAUGCGAGUUGGGAGCAAGGUUCUUAUGCUUUUAGGAUCAAUUGUCUGGGUGGUCUUGAAUACGAUAGUCAUGAUACACAGGUCACUAUUCUUACUUUACAUCGCCUGGUCUAUGUUUCGGUCCAAUUUCAAAUAUAGCCAUGAUUG
Messenger RNA from Aplosporella prunicola CBS 121167, 2692 nucleotides. RefSeq lists its product as uncharacterized. The transcript has a single exon. NCBI's taxonomy places the organism in Eukaryota, Fungi, Ascomycota, Dothideomycetes, Botryosphaeriales, Aplosporellaceae. The record is from RefSeq and is a predicted model, not a curated record. Bases 44 to 2506 code for a protein of 820 amino acids.